AUGGAAAAGCUCCAGGCUUAUAGAUUGGGCACUGAAUGCUUUUUACAGGGAGAAGAUCUCAUCUCCGGAAACACCAUUCCUGGUGAUGAGAUUCUUGGCAAUGAGAACCUGGUAAGAUUGCUCCAGAUAGAGACAGAACUCAUGGAUUUUGCUUCCAUUAGUCAGGAUUCAGUGAGUGCCAGUCCCGGAAGUUCCCCGGAAAAAGAACUGAUGAGUCCUGGAAUGGUUCAAGCAACACAAGGCAGUGAGUUGGUUGAAGACAGCAGUGUAAUUGAUCUUUUGGUGAUGGGAGCUGAAGCUGUUGAAGCACGAAAUUGGGUUCUGUCUUUAGCCAUUGUUGCAAAGCUCAACUGUCUUUUGAAUGAUGGAGAAAAUGGCGAUAACCCUUUUAAUAGGUUGGCUUUGUUCUUCACUCAGGGUCUGUUUCAUAGGAGCAUAGAUGCUCCUGAAAUGUUCCGGGAGACUGUUACUAGACAGGCAGACAUUUUGCCUAUCUUUCACGUACUCCAGGAACUCUCCCCUUAUGUAAAAUUUGCUCACUUCACAGCCAACCAAGCAAUCCUAGAAGCCACAGAGGGUGACCAAGAGAUUCAUGUCAUUGAUUUCGAUAUCAUGGAGGGGAUUCAAUGGCCGCCUUUGAUGGCUGAUCUUGCAGCAAGAAAGAAUGUUGUUUCUCUCAGAGUAACAGCCACCAUAACUGACCAGAAAAAUCUAAUCUCUGUUCAGCAAACAGGAAGAAGGCUCAAAGAAUUUGCAGAUUCAAUCCAUUUUCCAUUCGUAAUUGACCAUUUGGUGAUAGUGAGUGACAACGAUUUUGAAUCAAUCAACACUGGCCAUACCCUGAUAGCCAAUUGCAUGAUGCAUCAACUUCACAUACCGAAAAGAAAUUUAUCCCAGGUGAAAACUUUCAUAGAUGGUGUAACAAAACUCUCACCAAAAAUCCUCAUUUUAGUAGAGGAAGAACUUUUCAGGUUUACAAGAACUCCAUCGAUGUCAUUUGUAGAGUUUUUCUGUGAGGCCCUUCACCAUUACACAGCUCUUUCUGAUUCCCUUGUGAGCAGUUUUUGCAAGAACCGUGAAGCAGGAUUAAGACAGAUAGAAAAGGAGUUUAUAGGGAUCAGAAUUCUUGACACUUUGGGCCAAUUUCCUUCUGCAAAUGAAGAGAAAAGGCAAUGGGGAAAAGGGUUUGAUUGUUUAAGAGCAUUCAAGCCAAUAACUUUGAGUUUUUGCAACAUUUCCCAAGCCAAGUCCUUGGUGAGUCUCUUCAGAGGAGGCUAUUGGGUGCAAAAUGAGAAGUGGAAGCUUACUCUGUACUGGAAGUCUAUGCCUUUGACCACAGCUUCCAUUUGGGUGCCAAUUUCAACAUCAAGGUGA
Molecule: messenger RNA, 1374 nt
Organism: Pistacia vera
Lineage: Eukaryota; Viridiplantae; Streptophyta; Magnoliopsida; Sapindales; Anacardiaceae
Product: nodulation-signaling pathway 2 protein-like
Exons: 1
Coding region: 1-1374 (457 amino acids)
Biological process (GO): regulation of DNA-templated transcription
Cellular component (GO): nucleus
Molecular function (GO): sequence-specific DNA binding; DNA-binding transcription factor activity
Source: RefSeq, a predicted model, not a curated record